AGUAAGAUGGGCAGGUGGAGCCUUGCAAGGCUUUAACCAAAUUUAAAUCCUGGCUCUGCUACUUAAUAACGGUGCGACCCUGGGCAAGCCACUUAACCUCUUUGGGCCUUAUUUUUCCUUAUCUACAAAAAGGGAAUGAUAACAGGCCUGGCACACAGGAAUUUUUCCAGGAUUACAUAAGUUAAUAAAAUUGCUUAGGUCAGCGCUUUGCACAUAACAAGUGCUCAAUACAAAUUGGCCCUCACUCUUAUUGUUAGCACUUAGUGGGUGCAACCAGAUAGACUGGGUAGGGCAGUAAUGAAACUGACCUGUCUAUUUUUUCCUUUCUCAGGGAGGCACCUGCCUCUUGGGCCUCAGGCACACUGAGCCUGCUAGGGCCUCCUGCAGUCGGCUCUCCUCCACAGAGCCAAAGGCCAGGCCUGGACCGUGAGGCCGGACUCCUAUCCCAUACUACCCUCCCAUGGCCUAAGAUCCAGGCCCAGGGUCUUGUUGCUGUUACAGAGCAGAGGGCCGGCAGAUGAAUGGACACCUUGAAGCACCCGAGCAGCGGGACCAGGCCCUGCACAUACAGCGGUUGCGCCCCAAACCUGAUGCCAGGCCCCGGGGUGGCCUGGUCCCGCUGGCUGAGGUCUCAGGCUGCUGCACCCUGCGAAGCCGCAGCCCCUCAGACUCUGCAGCCUAUUUCUGCAUCUACACCUACCCUCGGGGCCGGCGCGGGGGCCGGCGCAGAGCCACCCGCACCUUCCGUGCAGAUGGGGCAGCCACCUACGAGGAGAACCGUGCUGAGGCCCAGCGCUGGGCCACGGCCCUCACGUGCCUGCUCCGAGGACUGCCGCUGCCUGGGGAUGGGGAGAUCACCCCUGAGCUUCUGCCACGGCCGCCCCGGCUGCUCCUAUUGGUCAAUCCCUUUGGGGGGCGGGGCCUGGCCUGGCAGUGGUGUAAGAACCACGUGCUACCCAUGAUCUCGGAAGCCGGGUUGUCCUUCAACCUCAUCCAGACAGAACGACAGAACCAUGCCCGGGAGCUGGUGCAGGGGCUGAGCCUGAGUGAGUGGGACGGCAUUGUCACGGUCUCAGGAGAUGGGCUGCUCUAUGAGGUGCUGAACGGGCUCCUGGAUCGUCCAGACUGGGAGGAAGCUGUGAAGAUGCCCGUGGGCAUCCUCCCCUGUGGCUCAGGCAAUGCGCUGGCCGGAGCAGUGAACCAGCAUGGGGGGUUUGAGCCGGCCCUGGGCCUCGACCUGCUGCUCAACUGUUCAUUGCUGCUGUGCCGGGGUGGCGGCCACCCGCUGGACCUGCUCUCAGUGACACUGGCCUCAGGCUCCCGCUGUUUCUCCUUCCUGUCUGUGGCCUGGGGCUUCGUGUCUGACGUGGACAUCCAGAGUGAGCGCUUCAGGGCCCUAGGCAGCGCCCGCUUCACGCUGGGCACAGUACUGGGCCUCGCCUCACUGCACACCUACCGCGGACGUCUCUCCUACCUCCCUGCCACUAUGGAGCCUGCCUCGCCCACCCCUGCCCAUGGGCUGCCCCGUGCCAAGUCAGAGCUGACCCUGACUCCAGACCCAGCCCCACCCAUGGCCCACUCGCCCCUGCAUCGCUCAGUGUCUGACCUGCCCCUACCUUUGCCUCAGCCUUCCCUGGCCUCCCCUGGCUCGCCUGAACCCCUUCCCAACCUGUCCCUCAACGGAGGGUGCCCCGAGCUGGCCAGGGACUGGGGUGGNGCUGGGGAUGCUCCACUGUCCCCAGACCCACCACUGUCCUCACCCCCCGGCUCUCCCAGGGCAGCUCUAGUCUCACCCAUCGCCCAGGGGCCCCCAAUAAUCCCCCAAUUCUCUAGGCUCCCACCUCCUAUCCAUGACACCCCGGUAGCUGUCUCCACCUACGGCCCGCCAGACCAUCUGCUGCCUCCACUGGGCACCCCACUGCCCCCAGACUGGGUGACGCUGGAGGAGGACUUUGUGCUCAUGUUGGCCAUCUCGCCCAGCCACCUGGGCGCUGACCUGGUGGCAGCUCCACACGCGCGCUUUGACGACGGCCUGGUGCACCUGUGCUGGGUGCGUAGCGGCAUCUCGCGGGCUACGCUGCUGCGCCUUUUCCUGGCCAUGGAGCGUGGUAGCCACUUCAGCCUGGGCUGUCCGCAGCUGGGCUAUGCCGCGGCCCGUGCCUUCCGCCUGGAGCCGCUCACGCCUCGCGGAGUGCUCACGGUGGACGGAGAGCAGGUGGAGUAUGGGCCGCUGCAGGCGCAGUUGCAUCCUGGCCUCGGUACGCUGCUUACUGGGCCUCCGGGGUGUCCCGGGCGGGAACCCUGAACCUAAAUGAGCUUGGAGCCCGCCGGGGGCGGGGCCUACAUUCCAAGGGGGAGGAGCCUGAGCUAGGGGCGUGGCCCGGCUGCUA
This is a messenger RNA of Carlito syrichta (Philippine tarsier), 2390 nucleotides long. It is a transcript of the gene SPHK2, whose product is annotated as sphingosine kinase 2. Gene Ontology annotation, biological process: positive regulation of apoptotic process; sphingosine biosynthetic process; sphinganine-1-phosphate biosynthetic process. The record is from RefSeq and is a predicted model, not a curated record. Gene Ontology annotation, cellular component: cytoplasm; intracellular membrane-bounded organelle; membrane. NCBI's taxonomy places the organism in Eukaryota, Metazoa, Chordata, Mammalia, Primates, Tarsiidae. The transcript has 8 exons. Bases 518 to 2305 code for a protein of 595 amino acids.